This is a messenger RNA of Colletotrichum higginsianum IMI 349063, 2181 nucleotides long. Its product is annotated as Poly [ADP-ribose] polymerase. The transcript has 3 exons. The record is from RefSeq and is a predicted model, not a curated record. Gene Ontology annotation, molecular function: NAD+ poly-ADP-ribosyltransferase activity. The coding region runs from base 1 to 2181 and encodes 726 amino acids. NCBI's taxonomy places the organism in Eukaryota, Fungi, Ascomycota, Sordariomycetes, Glomerellales, Glomerellaceae.
AUGCCCCCAAGAAGGUCGGGCAGGUCAGCUGCUGCAGCCACCGCCAGCGCGCCGGCCGCUCCAGCUGCUCCGGCCACACAGCCAUUGGACGGCGCCGUUGUCUGCAUCAGUGGCACCUUUGACAAGAAGCGCGCCGAGCUCGAGUCCUGGCUCGCGUCCCUUGGUGCCGGCAUCGCAAAGUCCAUCACCAAGAAGACGACUCACCUCAUCACCACGCCCGAGGAGUUCAAUGCCGUCACCACAAAGGUCGCCUCGGCCCAGAAGAACGACAUUGCCAUUGUCAGCCUGCAGUGGGCCGAGGAUUGCGAGUCCCAGGCGACCCUCCUCCCCAAGACUGGCUACGAACAUGGUCAGCAAGCAGCCGCGACCAAUGGGCAUAAGAAGAACGGAGCUUCGUCGCAGGCCAGCACGGCGCCCAAGGCCAACGGCGCAGGAACAAAGCGCGCCAAGGCCGACGCUCAAUCCGACAGCGAGAGCGAUGUCAAGCCCGACGUCAAGAAGCAGAAGGCGGCCACAGGUGCCAAGGGCAAGAAAAAGCAGAGUGCCGACGACGAUGCUGACGACAAGACUGACGUGAAGACACAAAUCGCAGCCGCAGACACCAAGGGAAAGGCGGGCAACAGUGCUCCCAAGGCACUCAACGUCCCGCUCGACGAGGGAUGCAAGGUCCAGGGGACCGUCUACAUCGCCCCCGACGGUGUCAUUUACGACGCUUCGCUCAACCAAACGAAUGCCACGAGCAACAACAACAAGUUCUACCGCAUUCAGCUCAUUCAAAACGGUACAACGUACAAAACGUGGACCCGUUGGGGCAGAGUCGGCGAAUGGGGUCAAAGUGCGAUCCUCGGCAGCGGCACCCUUGCCGAUGCUCUGAGCAACUUCGAUAAGAAGUUCAAAGACAAAAGCGGCCUCACCUGGGCCAAUCGCGCAGACGACCCAAAGCCCAAAAAAUACGCCUUCAUUGAGCGCAGCUACGAGCCAGACUCCGACAGCGACGACGAUGACGGCGACAAUGCUGGUCCCGCCGUUAAGGUCAAGGAUGAGGAGUCCGAUGACGCUCCGGAGCCGGUCCAGUGCACGUUGGAGAAGCCUGUCGAAGAGCUGAUGAACCUCAUCUUCAACCAGCAGUACUUCCGCGAUGCCAUGACAUCCAUGAACUACGACGCCAACAAGUUGCCGCUCGGCAAGCUCAGCAAGAACACGAUUCUCCGCGGUUUCCAGGCGCUCAAGGACCUGGGUGCGCUCUUCAAUGAUUCGACACUCGCCGAUUCCAAGUACAGCAUGACCGUGCCGGCAGCAACUGAGUACCUGUCGAACUUGUACUACACCCUGAUCCCCCACGCCUUCGGCCGCAACCGUCCUCCCGUCAUUCGUAGCGGUGAUAUGCUCAAGAAGGAGGUCGACUUGCUCGACAGUCUUUCCGACAUGAAGGUUGCGUCCGAUCUUAUGAAGGUCGACCGCAAGGUCUACGACGUUCACCCCGCCGACAGACAGUACCAGGGUCUCGGUAUGGAUGAGAUGACUCCCAUCGAUCGCACAAGCUCAGAGUUCGCUCUUCUCUCCGAGUACCUUCAAGGAUCCAAGGGCGCGACCCACCCCGUCAACUACAAGGUGGAGGAUAUCUUCCGCAUUGAAAGACAGGGAGAGUUGGAGCGCUUUGAAAAGAGCGAGUUCUCGUCCAUCAAGUCAGACCGACGCUUGCUUUGGCACGGCUCUCGAGUGACGAAUUACGGCGGUAUCCUUAGCCAGGGUCUGCGGAUCGCCCCUCCCGAGGCCCCCGUGUCUGGGUACAUGUUCGGCAAGGGUAUCUAUCUCGCUGACAUGUCCUCCAAGUCUGCAAACUACUGCGUCUCCGGUAGCUCUGGCGGUCAGGCCUUGUUGCUUCUCUGUGAGGCCGAGCUCGGCGACCCGAUGCAGAAGCUCGUCAACUCGAGCUACAACGCCGGCGAGACCGCCAAAGCGAAUGGCAUGUGGUCCACCUGGGGCCAGGGUCAGACCGGUCCCAGCCAGUGGAAGGAUGCCGGCUGCGUCAACCCAUCGCUCAAGGGUAUCAAGAUGCCCGAUGUGAGUGUGAAGCCGGGAAAUACCAACUACCCCAACGCAUGGCUCCAGUACAACGAGUACAUUGUCUACGAUCUUGCACAGGUUCGCCUCCGCUACCUGUUCCGCGUCAAGAUGUAG